This is a messenger RNA of Chara braunii, 645 nucleotides long. The record is from the annotation of a GenBank genome assembly. NCBI's taxonomy places the organism in Eukaryota, Viridiplantae, Streptophyta, Charophyceae, Charales, Characeae.
GAGAGAGAGAGAGAGAGAGAGAGAGAGAGAGAGAGAGAGAGAGAGAUGAAAAUGUGCACAAUCUUUGAUGGCAUUGUGGUUGGCCGCAUGGUGGUGGUGAAGGAGGUACUGUGCAGCCGGGAUUGGGUGCACAAGCCCGAACUGGUGUUCAGCGCGAACAUCACCGCUCAUUCUGACAGGUGGUACGACGUGCAUGUUGGCGGGUUGUAUGCCAUCGAGUUGAUGGCGGCGAUUGGAUACAACGACGAUGAUCUGCUAUCCAAUGUCAUCUUCUUCGCGAAGAAAUUACACAACAUCAUCUCGAACGAGUGCGAUUGUGAUAACCUUGACACUGUCGGUGAUGUAAUCCAGCAUGUGAUGUCGGCCAUAGUCGAGGAGCACGAUGGCAAACUGGUGGACACCCCUUUCUACAAAACUGCAUUGAAACCCCUGCUGAGGGGGCAGACCAUAUCUGCACGGGCUGGUACAACGUUGGGAUCCGAAGGAUGAUAAUCGGUGGUGUCGUCAUCGGUGAGAAGCGCACGUGCGUUAUGGCGGGACAGCCGGCAUCUGCUCCACGAACGGGACGCAGGUACGGGCGGGGGGUGGUUGUAAACAGCAGGGAAAACAACUGUCUUCCCUUUGGAAUGAAUUUUCACUUUUUUC